Ostrinia furnacalis (Asian corn borer) is the source of this 1707-nucleotide messenger RNA. RefSeq names its product olfactory receptor 30 (gene Or-30). Bases 1 to 1221 code for a protein of 406 amino acids. Gene Ontology annotation, molecular function: olfactory receptor activity; odorant binding. Lineage: Eukaryota; Metazoa; Arthropoda; Insecta; Lepidoptera; Crambidae. Gene Ontology annotation, cellular component: plasma membrane. Gene Ontology annotation, biological process: sensory perception of smell; detection of chemical stimulus involved in sensory perception of smell. The transcript has 5 exons. The record is from RefSeq and is a predicted model, not a curated record.
AUGUUUCCAAAAACAUUAGCUCCGACCAAAAUCAAUCGCAAUAAUUUCAAAUUUGAUAACAUGUUUGUGGUAACUGCGAUGGCUAUGUUCAUAAACAGAUCACACCCAUCGAUACCAAGAAAUUUGUUCUGGGUUUUCCAAUUCCUCAUCAUACUAACGCUAUCGACAACCACAUUUUUGUUUCUUGGUAAUUCGGUGCUUCUCUACGACAUUCCAGCAGGACGAUACGCUGAAGCCAGCAAGAAUGGCACUAUGGCUAUUGUCGCAUUCACAAUCACAAUUAAAUACUCGUUUCUGCUAUAUUUCCAAAAAUACAUGAAGAACCUCAUCAGUGUAGUGGACAGGGAUUAUAAAUUAGCUAUGGAUUUCGAAGAGGAAGAAAAAGAAAUCGUGAUUAUGUACGCCAAGAAAGGCGCUAAAGUCAGUUGGUAUUGGCUGCUGGCGGCUCUAUCAACUAGCAUCGCGUUUCCCCUAAAGGCUAUAUUUAAGAUGGGUUAUUCAUAUUGGCAAGGGGACUUCAAAUACAUUCCCAUGUUCGACAUGAGGUAUCCAGAUCGUCUCGACAUUCUAAAAGACAUACCAGCUAUGUUUAUACUUCUUUUUGUGCUUUGCUUAAUGUUUGGCUGCUACGCGACGACAAUGUAUAUAGGAUUCGACCCCUUGGUCCCUAUAUUUUUAUUGCACAUUUGUGGACAGUUAGAUAUACUCAGCAAAAGGAUAUUGAAGAUAUUCUCAGAAAAUUAUAAUGAAGAAGAAAUCAAUGAGAAGUUGAAAAACGUUAACAUUAAAUUGCAAGAUUUGUACGGGUUAAUAGAAAAUAUAAAAAACAAGUUUACUGUAUUGUUUGAGUACAAUAUGAAGACAACGACCUUUUUGUUACCAUUGUCCUUAUUUCAGGUUGUUGAGGACUUAAAACGUUCGCAAUUGAAUAUGGAAUUUCUUUCGUUUUUCGUAGCAACUAUUUUACAUUUUUACAUGCCGUGUUAUUAUAGCGAUAAUCUUUUGGAACGGAGCUAUUACCUACGUGAAGCCAUAUACUCCUGCGGUUGGGAGACCCACCCGAACACUCGGGCUCGCAAGACAGUGUUGCUGAUGAUGACCAGGACCACGGCACCGCUAGUUUUGAGCACCAUCUUCUAUACUAUAUGUCUGGACACUUUUGCAGAGAUGUGCCGUCAGUCGUAUGCCAUAUUUAAUAUCAUGAACGCAGCCUGCGCUUAAAUCCUUUGAAAUUAUCUUCCCUAUUCAUAAAAUCUAUUUAUCCAUAUUGAUGCACUUUUUUGUUAAUCGCUGUCACUUAUACCAUGUAGGGAAGCAUUUUUAAGCAAUACGUGUACUAAUCAGAUUCACUUACGUACCAAAAUUGACCCAAUCGAACGAUAUCAAGACUUCAUAGAGUCUAAUAUCACAUUUUAACAUACCUACCGCUCUUUAUGUUCAACGAACAUGUACAAAAUACGAUUUGUAAUAGACGGUAGUACCAAAUUACCAUUGCAUUGACGGAGUAGACCUUAAUUAAGGUGGCAAACAAUAGACUCGAGUACACAAUCAUCUCUACAUACAUCCAGUAAUUGGAAUGCGAGUACCUGUGUAGUUUACAUUUCAUUCUCGUGCAAAAUUGAACCAUGACCAAAACUAUGCAAUAGAUUACCCGUUCCUACCUAAUUUUGGGUUACUACAUACAUAAUACUCAUUAAAUGUAAAACU